Lingula anatina is the source of this 8106-nucleotide messenger RNA. Its product is annotated as sperm-associated antigen 17. The record is from RefSeq and is a predicted model, not a curated record. Gene Ontology annotation, cellular component: axonemal central apparatus. NCBI's taxonomy places the organism in Eukaryota, Metazoa, Brachiopoda, Lingulata, Lingulida, Lingulidae. Gene Ontology annotation, biological process: axonemal central apparatus assembly; epithelial cilium movement involved in extracellular fluid movement.
AUGCAUUUCUGUUCUAGUGGUACCCGAGUUCGGUCAUCAAAGAAUGCUGCAGACAGAGAAAAAGCUGCAAAGGGUGGUGGUAAAGAGAGAAGCAAGUCACCUGCCAAAGGAAAAGGUGGAAAGAAGACCCCUGAGCCUCCUUCGGCCAAAGUAGGGAGCAAAUUGAGGAAGAGGGGAGAAGAAGACCUGGAUAGCAAAUAUAUUGACGAUGAGCCUGAUGAUGGUCCCCAACACUACAUCUUUGUGUAUGGUUUUAACCACCCUCACCUGCCAGUCUUUAUGUCUGACCUGGGCCUUAACAUAGAUGCCAUUGUUAAGAUCCAAUCAGAAGACUACAGCAGAUAUGCCACGCCCCCUCCGGCACCACUUCCUGAGGGGGAGGUACCACCAGAGAAAGAUGAGAAAACACUUGCUCUUGAAGAAGAAGCUCUGCAAAAGAAACUGAAAAAGCAGAAAGAGCUAAAAAAAUUCUGGAGAGAUAUUCUUCCUAUCAUGCAAAACCAACCCCACAACUCCAAGCUCCAUGAUGUAGCAAGACUUGAAUACACUGUGAAAGAAGCCAUUAUACCUGAUAACUUAGAGGAUAAUGAGAAAAAGACCAAUUUUGGUACACUCUUAUUUGAGGAUCUUGCCUGCAUGGCUUAUGACCUACUUGAUGCCAAAAGGCUUUAUCAGACAUACCUCACCAACAUGAACUUGUUACGUAUACCUGUCUAUGGUGAGGCUCCACCUGCACAGCCACCGCCAGAGGGUGGUGCACCCCCAGCGGCCCCAACUCCUACACCCCAAGGUGGAGCUCCUGCAGCCCAGCCACCAGAGGGAGCACCCAGUGGAGCUCCAGUUCCUCAAGAGGUGGACAUGAGGUACUACAAUGACCUGAUGAAUUCUGUCCCCCAGGAAAGUGUCAGCGUGCCACUGAUAAUGAACUGCAUGCUGGAGCAGAUCCAGGCCACAGAGACGGAGAAAGAACCUCCCAGUGAAACCCCUCUCCCCACAAGACCUGAUGGCCUGGACAACCAGCUGGCUGCUCACAUCAGUGGAAUUGCCUUUAAAUUGUCUUUGUCUAAAGAGGAACAACAGCUUUUGGCUGAUGAGUUUGAUGAGCCUGAGAAGAAACCUGAAGUCUUUAAAGGUCCCCUACUCCUAAACCACAGUGAUCUUCUGUCUGAGCGCACACACCACCUGCGCUCCAUCAAUGGGUUCAACCCCAAGGAAGCUGAGCUCGACAUGCUGCAGUAUUUGCCAUUUGCCAAGCUGGCAAAUUUUGAACAGCCCUCCAAUAAAGUAGCAAAGGAAAGAGCAGCGCGGCUUCAGGAGUUGAUCCAUUUUUGUGCAACUGAAGGACUGACACCUUCAGAAAUUGACCGUGCUUUCAAGCAGUUUGUGUUUGAGUGUAUGGACUUGAUAGAGACAGAGGAGACUGGGAUGGUAGGGGCUAUCCCACUGUUCCACACUGCUGUACCAUGGGACGACCCUUACCCAUUCUUUAAGGGAAUGAUUCCUAUGGGGGAGAAAGUGGAGGAAAAAAUUGAAGCUCUGAAAGAAGCUUUGUCUGAGAAUUCUCUGGAAGAUGAAAUCAACUCAGAUGUGUUAGAACCAGAGCUUUUGCCUUCUUCUUAUGAUGUGGAUGGAAUUCUCAGCCCCUAUCCCCGUCCUCUCUCACCAACACCUAGCACUCUUGACUUAGACUUUACUCGAGCCACCAGUCAACAAAAGGUAAACCAGACUAACUCAAGGCCCCAGUCUGCCUCUUCCUCUCAGGCUGGCAGUGGACAGGGGUCAAGACCCACCACCCCGGGGAUUCUGAAGAAGUCUGAUAAACCAGGAUCAGCUACUUCUGCAAGGAGUGCACAUUCUGUCCACUUUGAAAGAGAUGAGAGUGGGAACCCCAUCCCCUCCAGACCCAUAGCUCUAAAGGACGAAAUAGAGGAGCAGAUAUCGAAGGAAGAACCCACAAAGACCCCAGAAGAGAGCAUGGAUGAAGUGGUGGAUGCACAGAAGAGACAGUUGGACAGCUGGUGUUUUGCAGAACACUUUGAGCCUCAUGUUCUUCUCCAGGUCUUGCAGAAGGCAUCCUACAGCCUGCCCUAUGUGGACACCUAUUAUCACAAGAGGGACCACUCCCUGAUGGUGGUGCUGCACAACCCACAAAACAGGGAGAUGCAGAACCACACCACCUGGUCUGUUAAACUUCAUGCCAAUGUAGGAUUUAGAAAUUAUUUGGAGCAUGUUGCACCAGACAUAGAGGACUGGCUGAAGGAGGAAGAAGCAGCAUACCAGGCCAAUCUUCUGGCCAAUGAGGUGGAAAAGUUGAGGCUGCAAGAUGCUGUGGCAGCCACACCAUCCAGUACAAAGAAAGGAAGAGCCAAAUCACCUCGAGCUAAAUCGCCAAGNCUUUUUGACCUCACUUCGGGAAGGAUGAUAGCACCUUCCUAUUAUAGAAAUUACUUGGAGCAUGUUGCACCAGACAUAGAGGACUGGCUGAAAGAGGAAGAGGCGGCAUACCAGGCUAAUCUUCUGGCCAAUGAGGUGGAAAAGUUGAGGCUGCAAGAUGCUGCGGCAGCCACACCAUCCAGUACAAAGAAAGGAAGAGCCAAAUCACCUCGAGCUAAAUCGCCAAGGGCCAGAUCAAAGAGUCCCAAAGGAUCUCGUGGCAGCAGCACUGAGAGACCAGACUCAGCACAGAGCAAUCCAUUCAUCAGAGCAGGCUCCCUGAAGGCACAGAAGGAGGAGAUGGACAGACUGAGGCAGGAGGCAGAGGAGUUAGAGAGGCAGAAGAAUGAGAAGAGGAUCAAAUCUGCACAGAAAAAGCCUGGCAACCAGCAUGUGGAAUGGGCUGAUGCUGCUGCAGCCAAGGAGAAAGAGAAGGAGGCAGAAAAGAAAAAGCGGCCGAGGUCAGGCUCCAGGGGGAGUGCCAGGUCCAGGAAGUCCAAGGAGGACGUUGUGUCUCCUGCACCUCCUGAGGAUGAACUGAAAGAUGCUGGGAAGCAUUGGCCGUUUACUGGCUAUGAUGUGUGUAAUGAUUUGAUCCAUGCCACUGGCACUGUAUCCAACCUGUUCCCUGCUGAUGGAGGACUCAUCAGGACAGAGAGAGUCGAUUAUGUGCAAGGUCAAACAAGUGUGAAGACCAGUGUGGUGAAGGAUGGACAUUUGUUCACUAUCCAUCUGCUGGACCCCAAGGAGAAGGAGGCAGAGAUAGAUGACUUGGAAGAGAGCAAGGAUGGUCGAGAAAAGGCAGAAUUUGAAAAAUCAGAGAAAGAAGAAACUGGGUCUCAUUCCGGUGAAAUGGCAGGAGAUGAGGUUGGAAAAGAGGAGGCUUCAUCACCCAGAGCAGAAGAACCACCCAAGAAACCGUCUGUAGCCUACUUUGGCUCUUUUAGUGCUGAGAUGCAGGACGGGAUGUACCUGUCCUUUAGUGUAUAUGGUGGCAAUGGUGUGCCAGCUGGACCAGAUGGCCAGAAGCCACAACCAGAGCCCUAUGUGGCGCCCCCUCCCAGGAGUCCCAGUCCUGCCCAGGCCAGCCCUGCUAAAGGAAAGGGCAAAGAUAAAGGCAAAGGAGCACAGGACAAAGCUGCAGCAACCCCAGAGCCCACAAUCCAGGAUGAGGAACCUAAAGAUGACAUAAAGAUAGAAGAAGAGUUGGUACCUGAGCAACCAUUUCAGGAACUGUUUGUCUCCUGUCCUGAUGGUCUGACCAUUCAGUAUAUGCUGGAGAGCCAUUGUGGUGUGAUACCCGCAGAUGAAAAUGAUAGAAAAGUGAUAGUGAAGCAGAGCUACCCCUUCAAGACCAAUGGUAAACAAGACUGUGAAGCCAAGCGUAAAGUGCCAGCCAUGCAGGAAGCUUCUCGUUUGGUGACCUGUGAGGGAAACAUUAUCAGGUUUUUCCAAGAUGAUUCUCUACAGAUUUUGUAUGCAGAUGGCACUGUGAGUAACAUCACUGGGAAUUUUGUGCCACUACCUCCAAGCAGAAUGAGUUCUCCUAGUAGAAUCAACAGUGCUAAGAGUCAGGCAGACAAAGAUGAAAAAGAGAAAGAGAAAGAGAAACCAAGUUCACCUAAGAAAGGUGGCAAACAGAGAAAGAGUGCACAGCUUGCAGAAAAGCAGCCAGAUAAUCUGGCUGUCGAGGAAUCAGAGCCAAAAGGUGAAUGCAUCACUACCAUGCCAUCUGGUGAGAGAAUUUCUGUGAAACCAGAUGGAAAAUCAACCCCUCUGCCAGCUGCUCUGUUUACAUAUGCCACGGACCCAGAGAGCAAACAGAUGCUGACCACCAGAGAGGACCAUGUAAUGAUAGUGCAGCACCCGGACGGCAAGAGAAUAGUCCAGCAUAGUGAUGGGACCAGGAUAACCACUUACUUUGUACAGGAAGAGAUGUACCAACACAGUGCUGACACAGGCGAGGAUGUGAAGAUGGAGACUCCACUUGUUCAGAUGUUCAAGGUGGAGUGUCCUGGCUACGCCACCCUGGACUACAACACUGCCACUGGCUGCUGGAAGACUGAGUUUGGCACUGGCUCCGUCAUCCACACCACACCUAAUGGCUGCUAUACCAUCUCACACCAAGAUGGUGGCAACCUGGUUGUGGAUGAGGAGGGAAGUGCAGUGUACAACCCCAAGCCUAACAAUAACAUCGAGUUUGCCUCUGCCAAUCAGAAACUGGUGUAUGCAAUGCGCCACCAUGCAGAUGUCAUCUGUGAGACUGUGGACAAUGAAGGAAAUAUCUUCAGUGUGAAGCACAAUGGUGACACCAUCGUGAUGAGCCCUUCUGGCAGUGAACUGGAGGUGGAGGACAAGGAGGUGGAGAAUGCAUUCGUGGAGAAAAAAGAAAUCAUACUCUACAAACAGCAUGCACCCAGGUUUUUCAUCAUUCAUGGCAAUGGCAGUGGCACUGAACUCCUCCGAUAUCAGGACAUUGCUGAUUACAUUGCAGGAGCUGAGACUGACAAAUCCACUGCAAUCAUCAAGGAACCUCUACCAGACUACCCUGGGGUGACAGGAAUCACCAUCCUCAGACCUUACAAAGGGGGACCGUCUGACAGGUGGUUUAAGAACUAUGAGGAAAACAACAUCAUUCCAAGUGGGUUGAGAUCAAGAGACUUGAAGACCUUGCCACCCAAGGAGUUUAAGAAACCUGGGCCCAAAUUUGGUACCAACGUAGGACAGGGUUUGGCCAUAGGUAGUGCAGUGCCACCCAAACCCAAGUAUGAAUUGCUCAAGUGCCCCUCCGUCUUGGAACUGAGGCAGUUUGUACAGUAUAAGCCUGUCAGUGCACAACUGAGAGAAAAGCUUGGGGAUGGCCUGAGAGAGUAUGCAGAGUUUGUUAGAGAGAGGAACCUCCACACAGCAGACCUGUUGGUCAAGGAUCCAAGGACCCCUACAGAGCAAAACCAGGCAGCAGAGCUGUCUGCCAUUGUUUCUCCUAGACUGCAAAAGAUGCAGAUUAAAGAAAUUGAAGCCAAUGUGGAGAAGCUAUACCAAGAUGCUACAGCACCCCCAGUUCCCAGCCCUCCUCCUACACCACGCCCUAAAAGAACAGCUGCAGACUGGGAGAGGGACCGCAGAGAACUGGCAGAAGAAAUAGAUGGACGAAAUGCACUGAGAAAGAGGUCCAUCCCACCAUAUUUCCAGAGUGAAUUCGGGAAGGCGUUUUUACUGUCUCAGGCUCCAGACAUGGAAGCCAUGACAAGACAGCUGUCUGAGGACCCGAGACAAGAUGGCCACCAAGCUGUACGCAGUGCAAGCAGCACUCCUGCUGUGGAAGAAAGAAGCAGUGCUCCACCUCCUUGUAAGUCACUUUGNGCUGAGACUGACAAAUCCACUGCAAUCAUCAAGGAACCUCUACCAGACUACCCUGGGGUGACAGGAAUCACCAUCCUCAGACCUUACAAAGGGGGACCGUCUGACAGGUGGUUUAAGAACUAUGAGGAAAACAACAUCAUUCCAAGUGGGUUGAGAUCAAGAGACUUGAAGACCUUGCCACCCAAGGAGUUUAAGAAACCUGGGCCCAAAUUUGGUACCAACGUAGGACAGGGUUUGGCCAUAGGUAGUGCAGUGCCACCCAAACCCAAGUAUGAAUUGCUCAAGUGCCCCUCCGUCUUGGAACUGAGGCAGUUUGUACAGUAUAAGCCUGUCAGUGCACAACUGAGAGAAAAGCUUGGGGAUGGCCUGAGAGAGUAUGCAGAGUUUGUUAGAGAGAGGAACCUCCACACAGCAGACCUGUUGGUCAAGGAUCCAAGGACCCCUACAGAGCAAAACCAGGCAGCAGAGCUGUCUGCCAUUGUUUCUCCUAGACUGCAAAAGAUGCAGAUUAAAGAAAUUGAAGCCAAUGUGGAGAAGCUAUACCAAGAUGCUACAGCACCCCCAGUUCCCAGCCCUCCUCCUACACCACGCCCUAAAAGAACAGCUGCAGACUGGGAGAGGGACCGCAGAGAACUGGCAGAAGAAAUAGAUGGACGAAAUGCACUGAGAAAGAGGUCCAUCCCACCAUAUUUCCAGAGUGAAUUCGGGAAGGCGUUUUUACUGUCUCAGGCUCCAGACAUGGAAGCCAUGACAAGACAGCUGUCUGAGGACCCGAGACAAGAUGGCCACCAAGCUGUAGGCAGUGCAAGCAGCACUCCUGCUGUGGAAGAAAGAAGCAGUGCUCCACCUCCUUACAAGCAGAGUGAUGGUUCUCAGAGCUCCUCUUCUCCAGGUAUGCAGAACACACAGCAAAGAACUGCUGCAGCUUAUGACUCUCCUUCACCUGCUGGACCAGCAUUUAUUGCAACAGACUCGAUGCAGUCCAAUCUCCGCCCAGGCAACCCUACGCCAGCACACGCCACAGGUCAGGGGUCACCUUCACCACUGAGACCCAAGAAUCCCACCCCGUUGCACUCCACUCAAACUUUCCCCGACAGACCAGGCAAUCCCACUCCUAAACAAACUGGUGAUGCCCAGCCCAUGCCCUCAGAGACACCGUCCAGCUACUGGUCACCCACCUGUCAUCCCAGCAUUCCAGAGCAGCCCAUUCCGGAGGAAGCAUAUGAUGAAGUUGGUGCCCCAUCGGCUGAGAGCCAGAUUGUGUUGACUCGCAGCCUGCAGGUAGACGUGAUAGGGGAGACAAGGAAGGAGCCAGUCCAUGUCCCUGCCUACAUCAGAGGUGGGAGACCAGGGGGAUUAAGCAACCAGAAGUUCCGUGCUAUUGAAGACCCUGUAAGAAGGAGAGUGCACACAUCAUCUGUUGCGGGGGCCACCCUGAAAGGGAAAUCCCAACUAGAAAGCCUACGAGGAUUUGAGCUCCUCCCAGAUAAAGUAGAUUUUGGUAUGCUAAGGGAGGGUUACACUUAUUCUUUCACCGUCUUCCUCAAGAACACGGGCGUGGACUCCUGCAGGUACAAAGUUCGCCAGCCUCCGCCUUCAACUGGAUUGAAGGUCUUGUAUAUGCCUGGAUUGAUUGCUGCAGGAAUGAAGGCAGAGUUGCGGUUGGAGCUGUAUGCCAUUGCUGUGGGCGUGGAAGGAGAGAGUGGCAUAGGAACAGUGGCACACAACCUGGAAAUAAUUACAGAAACUGAUCAGCUCUUCUUACCAGUUGCUGCAACUGUGAUGACUGGCUAUGAUUAUGACCAAAGCGGAUUAUCUAAAACCACUGGACCUGGUGUGCUGUUAGUUGCUACUCACCCCCCUGCAGGGCAAGGCAUUAUCAGGCCUAGAAGGGACCAUAUAGUGGAAAGCCCAAGAUAAAAGCAAAGGAGAGGAUAUAGAAUACCACUGGACAGUUUACAUAGGUUUUGUAAACUAGGGAAGAAGACAUUGUAAAUUAAAAAAAGAAUUGUAAAUUGAGAAAGCACUUUCUCGAAACAACUAAACACACUCCGUCCAUGCUGAUUUAAUAUUUUUAUGUAUCUGUAUAUCUAUUUAAUUUUUUUGGUAAAAAAAGUCCUUUUAAUUAUUUUGGCAGAGUAUGUUUUGAAUUGACUUUUUGAUAUGUAUAUAAUUCUCUGUGAACUUUAACUGUGAUAGAAUUGUGAACACAUGAAAUUUUUUAUGCAGGAUACAAUAUAAUAACAUUUUAUGAGUGUCUUUGCAUGAUGUGUAACAGAACUAGCCAAUAAAUGUAAAAAAGUGGUUUCA